GGAAAAAAUAAUGAAAACCCCAAAAAGAUCACGAAUUUGACAAUGAAUACAGUGAACUUAUAGACCAGACAAAGGCUCCCUCAUUCCUGUAUUGCAAAAAGCACAGGUUCACGAAAGUAGAUACAUGCUAGUUCAUAACUCAUUGAUCACAAGACUAUUAUAUUCAAGCAACUUCAAAAACUUAUUAGGCAUCAACAUUAAGUACGGUUUGGCUACUUCGAGAGCCGGUUUCUGCAUUAGCUACUCAAAUAUUACUUCAUAAGCUUAUAAGCACGCUCUGAAACUGAACUCGACUGAGCGAGCAAGACAUCAGGCACGAGCCUGAAGUUUUCUUUACUGCGAGAACAAUAAAGUGAGUUGAAUUAGAGUCGCUGGGAGCAAACUUACAGAGAUAUAAUGGCUGGAGUUUUGGGACACUUCAUGCGACACUCCAAAGCGCGGCAGGACAUCGCGAAGAGACGCGAGCAGAUCAAGGCAGAGCGCCAGCACCUCGCAGCGUCAGGAGUAGUUCUUGCGGGAGUGUUCUGGUUCGCUGGAAUUUGGCGCCGUGCUUCUGUAGCGACGAAGAUAUCGGCUGGUGAAAUCGGCGUGACAUUGCACUGUCUGCAAUGCAGCGUUGGCGCGGAGCAAGAGUGGGUCCGUGGACACGGUCCCCAAAGGUGCCCCACCCACCCCCUGCACCAGCAGUAUGACCUCAUCGUUACCCUGGACCUCGUGAAUUCUGAGCUUCGUAAACUGGUGAGCGGAGUUUCGACGUGCGCCGAUGGAACUAUAGAAUUCAACGAAUUCCUUCAAAUGAUGAGCAAAAAACUUAAAAACAUGGGCGACGAAAACGAACUCAAAGAAGCGUUCAAAGUUUUUGACAAGAAGAACUCGGGGUACCUGACCUCGACGGAGCUGCGGCACGUCAUGACGUCGCUGGGGGAGAGACUCUCAGAGUCUGAGGUCGACGCCAUGAUCAAGGAGGCGUCGCCCAGCGGCGACGGCAAAGUCAACUAUGACGACUUCGUGUCGCUGAUCGCCCGGAAGCACUGAGCAGACCAAACGCCAGAUGCGGCGGUCGCCUACUGCUAGAGUGGAUGCUUAUUUCCCCUUGAAAUUAUAUGGAAGAUCGUCCAAACCUUUGCGGUUCCUCAAGUCAGAAGAAUAUACGGGAUACGUGCUUGUAGAAUACGAAAUCACCUGCACAGAUACGAGAAAAUGUGUACGAAAACCGGGUAAAUAAGAGUGAAGACAGCAAAGGCUUGUGUUCGAACGCCGGAGAACCAUGCAUAAGAAAAUCAAGAUGCAUUCGAAGUAUUGAGAAACGGUAGUAAAGACAGCAAGAUGCAUUCAAAUCUUUUAAAAACUAGUCAAUGGCAACAAAAUGUGUUCGGCGUCAGAGAAAGGUUAAGACAAAAGCAAGUAUACAAAGCAAGAAAGACAAAGAAAAUAUGUAAGGUGCGUAAGAUAAACGUAAAAACGACGUACACGAGAAAUUAAAGCUUCCAGAUAUAUAUAUGUUCCUAUAGUUGGCGCCAGAAAAUAAGUGCAAAGUUAAACCAAUCAAUCAUGGCAAAAUGUCAAUAUAUGAAGAAUCAAUGCUCUGCUCAGAAACAGAAUGAUGAAUCGUACGAUGAUAUGACGGCUAGAGAUGGGAUACAAUCAUGGCAUGGCGAACAUCGUCAUGUCUGUAACAGAUUUUUCGCCGGGUUCGUAUGUUUUUGCAGAAGUUCACGAAAAACGGAAUCACAAUGAAAAUACUAGCAAAGCCUCAUCAGUAUUAAAAGCCGUUAGUAUAUCGCCCAUUAUCCCAACAUGCAAUUUAGCAAGGGUACUUUUAAUACUUUAAAAACCCUAAAAAACACGGCAAGCGUUGAAAAAACAUUCCGGAUCCUUUUCUUUGUUCCCAGGAAUUCUUUCUACUAAUUGCGGUGAUUGACAUUUACAUCGACUUUGUCAUUCAGUCUUCUUUUGGCUGCAGCAUUGGCAAUUAUAAUUUACCGACUCGGGAAUAAAUAACAUCCGUGAGAUAUGAAGCAAAUAAGUUCCAGGCCUAAAUUAUUUCACUGAAUUGAAUAGAUUUUUCGUAAUUAUCAUUACGACCACGAGUAAAAUUAAUCCUGGACUUCAUCAUCCAGAUGAGUAAGCAAUGAAUAUCCCCCGGGGAAUGAGGGAAUGAAGUUAGUGGGUGAAAGUUAUUUUUUGGUAAAAUCGAACGACGUUCGUAUGUGAGGGUAAAUGUAGCUAGUGGGUGAUAGGGGACAAUGUACGCGGGUGAGGAUGAACGAAAUUCAUCGGAGUGGGUGAAUGAAAUUUUUAAGUUAAGAUGAAUGAUAAUUGUGCGAGAAGAUGAAUGACAUUGUUGGGUUAGGGUGAACGAUAUUUGUUGGAGAUGACGAUAUUGGUGGGUUAGGGUGGACGAUAUGUGUUGGAGAUGGCGAUAUUGGUGGGUUAAGGUGAACGAUAUAUGUUGGAGAUAACGGUAUUGAUGGGUUAGGGUGAACGAUAUUUAUUGGAGUGGAUGCACAAGUAAGUAGGCGAGGAUAAACGAUAUUCCUGGCUCUAGUAAAACGAAGUUAGUUGAUAGGAGUGAAAAAUGUUCGUGAGUAAGAGUGAAAUAUUUAAAGUGGCGGUCCGAAGUGGCGGCUUGAAAAGCAGGUAUAAAGUGGUGGUUUGAACGGCUGAUUUAAGGUGUUUAUAUACAUGUUUUUAAUGUAGUUGACAAAUAAAGUGGUUGCUUAAAAUGGUGGCUUAAAAUGCGAUUCAAAAUAGCGAUGCUAUUUCAAUUUUAAUUCAAUUCAAAUUGCUCAUACCACUAUUUACAUAAUUUAAAAAUAACCCAACUUUUCAAUCCAAUUUUUAUAUGAUAACAAUGAAUGGAACUUUCAAGAAAGAACAGUGCCUACAAAGAUUUAUAAGCAUUGUCAUAAAUGAGAUACGUGGAGAUAUAAAGGAGAAAGGUUGAUAUUGUAUUAACCAUACAAACUGUAGAAAUGUAAUGCAACUUUUCACCAUGUGCAAGUUAAGAUAAUGAAAAGGAGCAUGGGUUACAAUGAACGGCGAAUGAAAAAUGAGAAUGUGACUUUUAAAAAAAUGUUGACGAUAAUUGAGGCGAAAAAAUUAUUUGUAAGGAGAAAAUUUUUCUUCCGCAGCCACUUUUAAAAUGGCUGCCCUGAAACUGCUUUUAUAGCUCGGAAAAUAUCUAUUUUUAAUUUAACACUCCUGCAUGAAAAUAUAUUAAUAUGCAUAAUGAAUAUUUUACCACUGAGUGUGUGCUAGAGAAUAUAAAGUAUAUCUAAAUAUUAUGUAUGCCAAGCUAUGUCAGUGUGAGCCUUUAUUAACGCGCCUAAUCCAAUGCUUGAUCGAGACUAGUUCUACUUUCAUGUGUUGUAGUAACGCUGCCUCCUGCUUAUGUCGUCACUCCGCUUGCUGACUUAGGUGCUGCUUCUGACAAAGGUUUGUUUUGAAACCCUUGAUGAAAUAUAAUAAAGAUUAAAUGCAAGGCAGUUCUGAAGAAAAAAUUGUAAGGGAAUAUAUUCCGCUUGUCUCUUUAUUUCCAGGUAGAUUCGGUCUUUCGACAUGCUGCAAUACUGAAAUGUUAGUACCUAAGUCCGUAGAUUUGUUACAAACUUGUUACCAGAAAUCGUGACGAAUGCUCCGGUCUCUGGGAUGAAAGCCGUGGACAUUAUUCAUAGCAUGGAUUUCAAUGCCCCGACAUACUCUUUAUAAUUUCAGCCAAUAAGAAAUUUGGCCACCGAAGUUGAGUGUUAAGAAGAAACAUUGUUAUGAGUCUAAAAUCAAUGCGAGUAUCGGUAAAACUCAUUGCUUAUUAUAAGUGAAUGAAUACAUGAAGAAAAAUCUCCAUCCCUACAAGAUUAAUCGUACUGUAGAUUGAAAGAAUCUUUUUUUAAUAGACAUUAUUCACAUUAGUGUUAGGCAUCCAUGGAACCAAGAGUUUUGUCGUGAUAUGUUUUGUAUUGAGUUGUCGUUUGACGCUCGUAAGCUAGAUUUACUCCAAUCCUUAUAGGCUCGACCUCAGACGUUGCAACUAUCCUCUCUGUACGACACAUGCUUUCUUCCGUUUCUCUUAGUUUGAACGUUCAAAGUUUUAGAGAUUAGGCAUAUAAAUAUUAUUUGAAAUAUCGAUUGAUAUUCUUGUAUGGAUCACAACAUUCCUUACUGUAUCAAUCGGAUAAAUAACUCAUUAAUUUAAUGUAGAAACGUCCCGUUCUACUUUAGAGCUCCCUGUAGCAUACGUAAAGAAGUCACGUAGCUUAGGUGAAGAUGCCGCUGUCCAGAAGAAUAGUUUGUUGGCGUUAUAUUAGUGCUGUAAUACGAGGAUAAGUGAAAUGCAGGUAUGGUUCCAGGCUUAUAGCAUGUAAGACUUACUCACGUUUCCAUCAUUCCACAGACAUCCCACAUUCCAUACUUAGGCAUGACCUCAACAUUACCAACAAUAGGCUUCAAUUCGGAGCGGUUUUGGAUUCAAAAUUUCUGUUGAAAACCUAUUCUUUUUGCAAAUUUGGCAUGCGAUUUUUUUCCUAAAUGUUGAGUACCUAAGCUUUUGAUUGGCAGAAGAAAGUAAUUGGACUAAUAAGCAAGACAACGUACGUCUCAGUUCAGCCACAGUGAGCAACGUCUCAGGAGACAUCUAUUUAACCCGUUACCAUGUGUCAUGCAAUGAUGUAAUUGCUGCAUUCCAUCACUAAAAUUCCAGCCAUCUUCUGAUUUCAUCAUCAAUGGAUGGAAAAUAGACAAUUCCUCAUCUUUUUAGAAUAAAAUGCAAGACAUAAAAAGAGAAAACGAAUUUUAUUGGAUUUUCGAAUCUUGGAAGAAUUUUUUCAAAUAAAGGAAAAUACAAGGGCUAUUGUAUUUUCAGUGCACUUAAGUUUGAAUUUUCGAGGGAAUAAACAUUGAAAUAACAUCAUUUAAUUGCAAUGUUUAAGCCAUUUAUCAGGAGGUAAUACUUUCAUUGUUUGCUACUUAACCUCUUGCGAAAAGCGAAGUAUCACAUACGUAAAUAAUCAUAAGUGUCUCCCGCGGAGCUGUCCAUUGCUGAUGACGCUAAAAGUCUCUUCAAUAAUGAAUUGUUAACAGCGUGUAGGCAUUCUAAGUCUUCGAAUGCUCUGAAAAACUACCAUCUACCAAAAACUACCAACUUUUUAACUACUGUUAGUAAAGUGCUACAGAGAACUACCAGUCGAGCUUUCUCAUCACAGAAUUAAAAUUAGAUUUACGAUAGACUUAAUGACACCGAAUAGUUUAAUGUAAGAAAUCUGCAGUCAUCUCGCUUGAUUUACCUCUUGAAUAACUAUUGAAACGAUAGGAUAAAUAUGAUGAUAUUUAUUAUAUUUGUAUGAGCAGGCCUCAUGAUAUUCACGCUUCUGUUCAUGUAACUGGUGAUGAAUCGUUGAACUUUAUUGAUAGUAUACACGAGAGAAAUAAUAUGGCUUAAAAUAAUGUAGUGAACUAAGAAUAAAUUGUGCAUGCAUCCAAUCCGAGCCGAUAUUAUAUUUUAUUUUAGAUUGCAAUACACACGAAAUAUUAAUUUAAUAAUCAAGGAAAUGACAAAUAGCAUUACGUCCUUUACACAUCCAGACUAUGUUCUUACGUUUUUCUGAAUCGAAUGGCUUUAUCGUUAAAUAAGUUCGCGGCUGGAACCGAUCGGCACGGCUCAUGUCUCCUAAUUUAUGAGACUUUCUGCAGGCAUGUGGAACUAAUUUUAAAAACGAACAAAAUGUUUAAACAAUGGUGUUCAAUAAUGGUUAGAAACAAACUUUGGGAAGAUUUCCUGUAUAGAAUUUAAGACUAUUUAUGUUGUCAGGCUUGAUCCACAACUCCGUCGAGUAUCUUAUAUUCGAAUAUCAAAAUACACCUAAUAUAUAAUGCUCUCAUUAAUUAAGUAAGUUUUGGAAAAAAUGAGGUGGCGGACAAAAAAAAUAUCUCAGUGAUCGACAAAAUCUCCCAUUUGACGUUGCUCUUUUGUAUCUCAUAAUCAGCUAUUUUUGAUUGAUUACAGGUGCAAAUUAUCCGCAUUUUAAUUAGCUAUUUACAUUCAACCUCAUCACCUGAAUUUUUAAAAUUAUUAAACGUGUACGGCUGCUAAUGGUUGCGCAAUUAUUAUGUCAUCCUACCGUAAUUAAAUAUAUAAGAAAUUGGCCUACAUAUAUGAGUAAAUUCAACCGUACACAUAUUUCAACUUGUACUCGUAUUCAGUUAUUUACUAGAACUUUUCUUUCAUAACAAGUGUGCCAUUUUCCUUUUAUCAAUAGAUCGUUCAAUUAUCAAUGUUCAUAACAUAGUGGUUUCUGACACAAUAUUGGUGAGUGGGAAUCUUUGAUAUUAAUAGGCGAUUGACUGUCAUCUAAAUAAGAUCGCUGAAUACUUGUUUUCCAGUUUUCUGUCACAAACUUAAGUGCAUCUAAAACGUUGCUUAAAUUGCACUUCGGGUCAAAAUUAGUGCAGCCAGAAAAUUCCAACUAUUUUCAACUUUCAAAUCGAUUACUUUCAUUUCAACAGAAAUGAAAUUACUCGAUUUGCAAUUAACGGACUUGCAAGAAGAAAGUGGUUUUUUCAAAGCAUAAUCAUCAUUUUAUUUGUUCGUAAGCAAACGCAUCAGAAAGAGACUUCAUGAAUGCUUAAAUGAAUUUUCCAAGACAAAAAUGGCCAACAAUAUGUCGUUAUGAUUACCUUUCAUCAAAUACCAAUAUUUCAACUACCUGGGGCAACAAUUUCAUACUAGAGACACUUUUAGACAUGGAUGCCGCAGUUCGAAAUGCCGCUCAUGUGGCAUCCGACAAUUAAUUUACAAUUCAGAGCUACUUUAAUUACAAUAAAUAUGAUUCAUUUUUUAAUGGAAAUUAUUAAUGAGGUGAAUAUGAAAAGCAACUCUACAUACUAGAACGGAGAAAAAUAUGGAAUUUGACUUACAUACUACUCACGCGAACAAAAUAUAGGCUUACUUGACCAUACGUUAAGUGGCGAAAUAUCCUUUCUACCAAAUUUUGUAAGUUGCGAAACAAAUUUCUUUGUGAUUGUCUUUCUGUGAAAUUUGCUGGAUUGAAUAUUUUCCAGUUUAUUCAAAUUCUUUACUGUUUUAGUCUCAUGUUACACAUCAAAUUACACGUUUCAAUCAUUUCCUUGCAAAAAUAUGUACAAUCACUUCAGAACCAAGGGUAAAUGAGAAAAAACACCGUGAAGUGUUGUAGAAUUUUUAGCACUCCUGAUUUGUAAAGAACAACAAUUAAAAUAUAACAUAAGAGGAAAUGACCUUAAAUAUUAAGCGCAAGUAACUUGGAACCCAUGUCGGGCUUUCCGAAAUAAUAUUGUGUUUAAUUGCAAAAGAAACCCUCAAAUGCC
Molecule: messenger RNA, 7341 nt
Organism: Hyalella azteca
Lineage: Eukaryota; Metazoa; Arthropoda; Malacostraca; Amphipoda; Hyalellidae
Product: calcium and integrin-binding family member 2-like
Exons: 6
Coding region: 397-1035 (212 amino acids)
Molecular function (GO): enzyme regulator activity; calcium ion binding
Source: RefSeq, a predicted model, not a curated record